CAUCCAUUGAUCAACAUAAACGAAAAAGAAAGAAAAAAACACACACAAACAGAUACAACAAAAAUGGGUAAGAAUUUGAGCAUGAUGUUGAUGAUGGUGAUGAUAAUAGUGGCGAUUCUGAUCGGAGGUGAAGCAAAAUCGGAGAUAGAAUGCAGUAUUUUGUGUCGUCCCCAUUGUAAAAGCUCAUCAUCAGCUGGAGAAUGUUCUGACUGUCAUAGAAAAUGUGAGCAAUCUCCACCAUCAGUGAAGAAACAGAUUCUUAAGAACGAGAACAUGACCAAAAAAUAUGAUAUACUUGACUAAUUUAUAACAUAUAUGAUGAUUGUAUGAUUGUAUCGAUGGACACUUUAGUCCAACUGUUGUUGCUUAUGUACUUCUAUAUUAUCUUUUAAUAAUAAGAAGAGAAAUUGCAUU
Molecule: messenger RNA, 414 nt
Organism: Arabidopsis thaliana (thale cress)
Lineage: Eukaryota; Viridiplantae; Streptophyta; Magnoliopsida; Brassicales; Brassicaceae
Exons: 1
Coding region: 64-303 (79 amino acids)
Source: RefSeq, marked reviewed